Molecule: messenger RNA, 3040 nt
Organism: Aphis gossypii (cotton aphid)
Lineage: Eukaryota; Metazoa; Arthropoda; Insecta; Hemiptera; Aphididae
Source: RefSeq, a predicted model, not a curated record
AACUUCGACCAUCAGUUAUUCUUCAAACGCCUGCUUGUUGUGUCUUAUUUUCGUGUACAGUGAAUUGUUUGUGUCGUGUCGCGGUUUUUAAUGUUUUUUAUUUUAGCGUUUUAAUUUUGUAUUUUGUUUUUUAGUGUUUUACUAUAUUUAGUUUAUAGCAUAGUACUUUUACAUGUGUAACUGUUAACCGGGAAAUAAAUUCAAAUAUGAAAAAAGACAUAAAAAAAAGUUCGUACUACGUUUGGUUUCUCGGAGCUCAGGAAUGUAAGAAUGUGAGAGACGUAGAAAGCAUAAUUCCUGUGAUAUCGGCUUUGGCGGAAAGGGAAAAGAAAGUGACACCAUAUAAGUUCACUCUCCAAGUAAGUCACAGGGGAUUAAAGAUCGUUCAUAAUGUUUCGGCAUUGAUUUCAUUGCCGGGCGGUAAGAGUUCAAAAAGUGACUUGGUAAAGCACCUGAUCCCCGAUCACGCGGUCACCUGCGUCCAUCAGGAUGAGGAUCUGGUGGCUGUGAUCUUACUGCUCUACAACCCCGUUACCAAGUGGCCCGUGCACGUGCACGUCUACCGUUGUGAUACCGUAGAGACUGCGACUCUGCUAUCCACGCAAUUGCGAAUGCUAGUCGAUCGACCGGAGAACAAGAAGAAACUCAAUGACAUCGAAUCGAGACUGCAGACAAAAUCCGAAACGCACUGCAACGUUCGGAAUGAUCGAAAUGAUCGGAAUGAUCGGAAUGAUCGGAAAAGAGAGUCUCCGCCACAGCCACCGUUGUCGCCCGAGAGCGGAGUGCCGGGCCUUGGUCAUGAUGUGACCCUGUACGAUUCGUUGGCGGCAGAGUUGAAAAAAAAAUUGGGUACCGGUGGCAAGACCGGUGGCGUCCCGAUUUUGUUGCCACCCAGAGAUUAUGAUACCGUCCACAGACAUCGCGGAAAUCUAAACGGUAUCGACUUUAGGCGGUGCAUGAGUGCUAACAUCGUCGGUGUCAACAGUACUGGCGCAAGACUGCAACAAGAUUUUCGAAGAUCCGGUACGAAAAUGGGAUCGAGUGGUGGAUCUAGCGGGAUAGGAUCUGAUCACGCACCCAGUCCGGAACAAUAUGAACCGGAAAACGCAUACGCGGAUAAUAACUCGUCGUCAGAUGACGAUUGGAACGCGAGUCCGUUAGAAGAACCAUUGUUUGCAAAAUCUGCCAAUGACCAUCCGCUUCCCAGAAUCAGGAGACAAGACAGUGGCGUAGACAGUAGUAGUAGUCCAGUUACAUCACCGGAAAAAGACUAUUACAAUGGAAGACAAGAGCUACAACAACAUAACAACGUUACGAAUUUUAAACGCCAAAACUUUAGUAAUAAUAAUAACAAUAUUUCACCGAAUCUUAGAGAAAAAUAUUCGGAUCGUAACGUUGCGUUGGUCCAACCGAGACCUAGAAAUUGUGAUGCGGCCAAGAACUCUGCACAGACACCCUUAACUGUUCCUGAACACAGGAAAAAACCUGUAGAAAUCAGACAGAGGACACCAUCUCCAAAUCGUUCUACAGUUAGAGAGUCUCCACGUGAGAGAUUCAAGGAUGCCAAAGAAAAGUUCCUUAUGCUGGAAAAAGAACGGAUUGACGAGCAACAAUCUGAACUAAAGAAGCGUCUUGAACGACAACGUAAAGAAAAUGCAAUGCCCAUGAUUAGAGCAGUGGUUAGAGAAUCUUGUAAUUGGUCACGAAGUCACCAUUCAGAUGAUGACGAAAUGGACAGGAAUCGUUAUGAUGAUGAUGGUGACUACAAUGACGACCAUUUUGACCACCAGGCGGUAAAAAAUUACAGAAGAUCCAAUCGACCGAGAGAACGUUUAGAUACUGAUUACAAUGGUGGUUAUUCGAAACCAAUUUCCAAUAGACAGCCUAGGAACUUUCAGCACGAUCACGACGAAUCCAGAUCGGUGCCGAGAAGUUAUUCAGCCGAGGACUUUCCGCCGUCAGACCACAACUACCGCCCACCUCCACCCGAAGAACGGCACAAAAACUCACCGCGCCGGGUCGUGGAAGCUCCUCGAGCCGCGCCCAGGCGGAGUCGUUACAACGACGUGUCGCCGCCACCGGCGGAACUUUCGUCUCGCGCGAACGAUUACAAACGACGGUCGGCCGCGUACGCUUACGAAGACGACGGUGGCUGUUGUCCGCCUCCAAUAAGUUACGGAGGCAGACCCCGUGGCGAACCGGACAUCCGGGAGGCAGACGACGAUUACGACGGCGGCGAAGACGACGGUCUGCCGCCGACGGCGUCUGCCGGCCGAGAGUACAAGCGGCGAUCGGCGGCGUACGGUUACGAGGAUCACCAACCGAACCAUCACCAACAACAACCGUACAAACACCAUCGCGGUCAAAACCAUCACCACCAACAACAACAGCAAGCAGACCUCGGCGGCAGCGGUUACGGAAGUAGACGGGAAGCGAUGUCGGACAAGCGGUCGGCGGACGACGGUCCCACGCCGAUUUCGCCCAGGUACAGGCACAGCUAUGCGGAAGCGUAUCACAGGCACCAGCAGCCACAGGCACCGCAAGAGUCUGCGAUGUACCGUCACAACGGUUCGUUACAGUCGUCCGGUCGAAUCGGAAUCGCAGCGAUACACCCUUACUGAUAUAAUAAUAUUAUGUCGUCAUCGUUUUUGUUACGGAUAAUAUAAUAUUAUUAACGACGCGUAACCGAGUACAAUACAUAAUCGAUUGUACAUAUAUUAUAAUUAACCCACUGAGUGAAACGAUGGUAUUAUUAUUAUUAUACGAAAACGAUCUAACAAUAAUAAUAUCAAAAUUAUAUUAUUAUAUAUGUAUUUUUUUUCUUGUUUACUUUGUUUUUCUAUUUUCGCGAGUAUAAUUUUUUUUUUUUGUUAAUAACGUCACGUGCUAUAUUGUAAAUAUUCCGUAGAUUACCUAUAGAAUGCCAGAAUAGAUUUUAAAAACUUAUUGAGAUCGUCUAUUCUCAUGUAACACUGCAAUACAAUGUCAAUUUUUAAGUUUUGUCUUUUCGGAGAAAAAAAUAUAUGUCAUGUUAACACGA